UCCGGCUUUCCCACCAGCCAAGACCUUACCAACUAUCAUAAGAUCGAAGUGAUUCAUUUCCGAUUUUCCGAAUGCACACAGAAGGAAAUGAGGUAUAAAUCGACGAGGAUUCCUAUCUCAUACUCCAUCUCCAUAUCCCCAAUAUACAUCCUAUGUCUGCUACCACAUCAAUGAAAGCGGUUAUCACGACCGGGGACGGGAAAGUAGUUCUCCAAUCGAUCCCUAAACCUAAACCAGGACCUGGCCAGAUCCUCGUGAAGGUGUUUGCUGCAGCGCAAAAUCCGUCAGAAUGGAUGAAAGUUCAAAACUUUAUUACGAAAGGCGUCGUCACAGGACACGAUUAUGCAGGUGUUGUUGAGGAAAUCGGAGAUGGUGUACCAGAGGGCACCAGACAUAUAGGUGAAAGAGUCGCAGGGUUCGUCAAUGCUUGUAUGUCUAACGACCUCGGAGGAUCUUUCGCCGAAUAUACCGUGGCCGACGCUCAGAUAUUCAUCCCAUUGCCGGAUGAUGUCUCCUUUGAAGAUGCUGCGACAUUGGGCCUUGCUGGAUUCACCGCAUGCCAGACGCUCUGGCAGUACCGAGACCUUCCUACUCCGCUUGAGCCGGUGGAUCAAGAGAACAGUUUUCCUAUUCUGGUAUGGGGAGGCGCAACAGCCGUUGGUCAAUUCACCAUCCAACUGGCCAAGCUGUCUGGAUUACGCGUUAUUACUACCGCUUCUCCCAAGAAUCAUGACCUUAUGAAACAGUUGGGCGUCGAUGGUGUGGUUGAUUAUAAAGGUUCGGAUUCGGAGGUGGUGGGAAAGAUUAAAGCGGCCAUGGGGAGCGAUAACCUCUUCCAAGCCGCCGACUGUGUUGGAAAUGAGGACUCUGCACAGAAGAUUAGUUUGUGUUUUGGGAAGGAAGGCGGACAUGUUGUGUCGGUAUUGCCCACGAGCAGUGAAAGGAGUGAUGUGAAGAGUGAUCUCCCGUUCGUAUAUACUUUGCUUGGAAAGGUGCUCGAACCUCCGUAUCCUCCCAUAUACCAGCGCCCUGCAAUCCCAGAACACUACGAGUUGGGAAUGCGAUUUGGGAAGAUUUUAAGUCGAUUGUUGGAAGAGAAGAAGUUGAAGACGAUACCCGUCAAGUUGGUGCCGAACGGGUUGGCGGAUGUUCAAAGGUGGAUUGAGUAUCAGAAGGAGGGAAAUGUUAGUGCAGAGAAGAUUGUAUAUCGAAUUGCGGAAACUCCUUGAAUCGGAUAGUUGGAAACAUUGGGGAGAUUCCGCAUCUAUAUCUUAUCAUAUAUGUAUUCGUCUGUCGGGAUUCAAUAAUUAUAAUUAGGGUACCG
Messenger RNA from Marasmius oreades (fairy-ring Marasmius), 1324 nucleotides. RefSeq lists its product as uncharacterized. The transcript is spliced from 6 exons. Bases 153 to 1229 code for a protein of 358 amino acids. The record is from RefSeq and is a predicted model, not a curated record. NCBI's taxonomy places the organism in Eukaryota, Fungi, Basidiomycota, Agaricomycetes, Agaricales, Marasmiaceae. Gene Ontology annotation, molecular function: oxidoreductase activity, acting on NAD(P)H.